Molecule: messenger RNA, 3407 nt
Organism: Melanotaenia boesemani (Boeseman's rainbowfish)
Lineage: Eukaryota; Metazoa; Chordata; Actinopteri; Atheriniformes; Melanotaeniidae
Product: equilibrative nucleoside transporter 2
Exons: 13
Coding region: 349-1743 (464 amino acids)
Biological process (GO): nucleoside transmembrane transport; hypoxanthine transport; uridine transmembrane transport
Cellular component (GO): plasma membrane; basolateral plasma membrane
Molecular function (GO): nucleoside transmembrane transporter activity
Source: RefSeq, a predicted model, not a curated record
GCUGAAGGAUGUUGACUCAACAGUCUUAUGACUGACUGGAUUGUGUGUGUGUGUGUGUGUGUUGCUUCAGGCCACUCUAAAAAUGACGUGUUUCUGGUACACCUGCUUUUGUUUGUAGGAACAAUGGGAAGUCUUCUGGCUCCUGAAGAUAAACCGAUUGGUCACAAAGGAAAAACUGAUGAAUCAGUGGAGAAAAAAAGAAAAAAAAAAGUCACGUUUUCCCCACAAACAACUCUGUUGGAUGUUAAUGAGGAACUAGUCCAGGCUAUAAAUGUUAUUGUGGCUCUGGCUCACGCCACACAGACGCUGGAAGUGCUGUCAGAGCUUUUUUGACUGUCCUGCUGCAGGAUGAAGGUCCAAAAAAACGCUCCGCAGGACCGGGGCUGUUUAGUGGGCAUCAUUUUCUUCAUUUUGGGCCUGGGAACGCUGCUGCCAUGGAAUUUCUUCAUGACUGCAUCACUGUACUUCCAAGGUCGUCUAAACACGACAGAAUACAACAAUGGCACAGUGGUGGUGCGCAAGGAGUAUUACUUCAACAACUGGAUGACCCUGCUGUCCCAGCUGCCCCUGCUGCUCUUCACCUUGCUCAACUCCAUCCUUUACCAGAGGAUAUCUGAGGCGGUGCGGAUCGCAGGUAGCCUCGUUUUUAUCCUGCUGCUCUUCAUCCUCACGGCAGUGCUGGUUAAAGUACCCAUGGAGGAAGACCGCUUCUUCUCCGUCACCAUGGCUACCAUCUGGUUCAUCAACUCCUUCGGCGCCGUGCUGCAGGGCAGUCUGUUCGGCCUGGUGGGUCUGCUGCCUCAGAAGUACAGCGCCGUCUUCAUGAGCGGCCAGGGGCUCGCAGGAACCUUCGCUGCUGUCGCCAUGCUGCUAGCCAUAGCCAGUGAUGCUGACUCUGAGACUGCAGCGCUGGGUUACUUCAUCACACCAUGUGUAGGAACCCUGGUCACGCUCUGCAGCUACCUGCUGCUGCCACGCCUGCGCUUUGCUCAGCAUUACCUGAAAAGAAGCAGCAAUUAUGAGGAAGAAACUACAGACGAGCUUCUGAAAGAUGGCAGCAAGAUGGAAAACGGGAAGCUGAACGGUCACGCUAACGGCUUAGUGAGCGAUACCGCGGCUAAGCCCAGCAGUCAGGCAGGGCUGGAACUGGUUUCCAGUACAGAGUCUAAGAAGCCCUUCCUGUCACUGGAGCCGGCUGAGAGGGGACAAGCCAAGGCUUCUGUGUUGGAAGUCUUCAGAAAGAUUUGGGUGAUGGCGUUCUGUGUGACGUUUGUGUUUACGGUCACCUUGUCCGUGUUCCCUGCUGUUACCGUGGACGUGAAAACAUGGUUCCCAGGAAGAUGGGAGCGCUUCUUCAUCUCUGUGUGUUGCUUCUUGAUGUUCAACAUCAACGACUGGCUCGGUCGGACCAUCACCACAUGGAUACACUGGCCUCGGAAAGACUCGGUUCUCUUCCCAGUGCUGGUCGUGUCCAGGGUGGUCUUCAUCCCUCUGCUGAUGCUGUGUAACGUCCAGAGCCGCUCCUACCUUCCUGUCCUCUUCCCCCACGAUGCUGCUUUCGCUUUCAUCAUGUCUCUCUUCUCUCUGUCCAGCGGCUACUUCGUCUGCCUCUCCAUGUCCUACGCUCCACAGAUGGUUGAUCCAAAGGAUGCCGAGACUGCCGGAGCCCUGAUGACCUUCUUCUUGGCUCUGGGUCUGUCCAUCGGGGCCGCCCUGUCCUUUCCCCUCCGGACUCUGGUUUAGUUCCAGACAUUGCAGUACUCCCUCUUAGGAGUGCUGCUGUGUCUGGGACUAGAAGGAAGGAUGUUAAAUAUGAGGAACCCUCAUUCUGCUCCUGCUUCGCCACUUUCUGUCUUUCCUCCACGUACCAUCAGACGCAGCGACGCGAACUCUGAAUGAAGCUGAGACUGUCGGUCAAAACCACGCCGACUAAAGAGUCCUUCAAGAAGUAGGAAUAAGAAAAGACUGCAUGGAGGUCCAACAGUUGGACCAUUUGUUUUUCUUCCAUUUUAAGAUGUAUUUAUGUUUUUUUUUUAGUUUAGUUUUAUUGAGAAGAGUUAGAUUAUUACACUGGCAGGUGUGUAGAGAAAGGGAAAAAUGGCAUUAUUAUUAUUUUCAGUGGUUUUGCUGCCGUUGGGCCUUGUUUCUGACUUUUGGGAUGAAAUUUUUUGUUUUAUUUAAUAGCUUGAAUGAUCACACACAAUCGACUUUGAUUAUAGAUGCUUUUAUAUGUUUUCUCUUUAGUGUUUGUGUUUUUCUAUUUUCUAACAAAUCUAAUGAAAUGUUUUGUUGUAUUAGAACAACAAUCCAAAUGUCCAAUUGUAACUUUAAAAAUAUUUAAUGACCUUCUUUCAGGGACUUGGGUGGAUUAAAUGAGACCAGUUGGAUAAACAAAAGAAACAAGGACAUGCACGUUGACAAUGCUCAAACUUCUGACAGACUCACCCCUUUGCAAUUAUAUAACUGGUCACCCCUCCCCCUCUGUCUCCAUCCAUUUCCUGAGUACAUCCACCACCUCCCAGUUUCCAGCAUUAAGGCAGCUACUGCCAUCUACUGGUCAGAAGACUUGAAUGGCAGAUACAAAGCAACAGGAUGGGGACGUGACCUGUAGCAUGUUAUUUGUCUCUUUGUACUGGUCAUGUUUCAGGUUAACUGGUUACAUUAGACUCCGACACCAUGACUGUUGCACAGCUUGUAGUUUUUCAGUAAAUAUUUACAGCUGUACUGUAAGUUCUCCAAGGACUGGCACUUGUUUUGUUUUGUAGUGACUCACAAGAUGUACUAUAAUUAUCUGUUUAUGUGAGCACUUGUUGAGGGAAAAGUGUCUCUGAGCCAUGCUGACAAAUUUUAAUUGCUGCAGGAUUUUCAUCAUAUUGGUCACUGACGUAAGCAGCUCCUGCUUUCAUGAGCUGUACUUGUACUCUGAGGCGUGGUGAAAAUGUGGAAGCUAUUGCUUUAAAAUGACCAAGCUGGCUUAAACCUGACAGGAGGGGCCAAUCAGUAAGAUUUCUGUUUCAGGUUAGAAAGUUGGAUUUGACUCGUAGGCUGUUACCACCAUUGUUGAAAAUGACCCACAUUUUCUACACUCAUCUGUAAAGUUCAGGUAAGUGUUCAUAACUGAACACUUAAAAAUUGAUACGGUGCAGGAAAAACUUAAUGUACAUGGUUUUAAAAUGGCAUUUUUAUGGUUUCAGUUAGUGUGUAGUUAGACUUUAUUCAGCUGCAGUCAUUUGUUUAUUCAACCCACACUUGUGCAGUAGGUGUGUUUCAGUUCUGUGCAGCCACAUUUUGGACGUUACCUCUGCUUACAGCUCAGCAGUGCUCCAGUCAAACCAUUACAGAUGAAAUGGUAAAGGGAAGUCAAGCUGGUGCAUCCUCAUCUGUCAAUAAAUGGAGAAUUCAAAUCA